AUGGCCGGAUUUUUCCGGAUCCAAAAUCUCGCCGCGACAUCAUUUUUCGUGGUUGUUUCGUUGGCGAUCGCUCAAAAUGACGAGCAGCUGACCCGGACCGAGGAAAAGUUGACGACGGACCGCGAUUUCUACGAUCAGUGGAUGAAAUUGAUCAAUGUUCAGGUUUGGGAACGGGGAAAAUAUUGGAUUUUCGCGAGUUUUCAGAAAGUCAGUGUUAAAUUGAGCUGUUUAGAGCAUUUCGGAGAUAUCGGAGCUCAAAAAAGUCGCUUUUUGGUCACUUUCCAAAAAUUUGAAAAAAAAAAUCUAUUUUUGUCAAUCGUUCAUGUAUUCAUCAUGCGUUUUUAUCGAAGAAAUUGAAGCAAUGAGCUGAUUUUGGGAAUAUUAAAUUACUGUAGAUCUUAUUUACGCAAUGGAUUAGGUCUUACACAGUAGACACUUUAAAUGACGCGCAGAUACUUUUUUCUGUUUUUUUUGUUUAUUCAGCUUGUCCACUUUUGUUUUCAUUUCUAUUCAAAAUCAGAAGUAACCAGAGGUUUUAUGAAUCAAUCUUUUUUUGGGUUUCUCAUCAGAUUUUUCAUUUGGUGAAACAAAAAAUUCUUUUAUUAAAUUUAAGAAGCUUCACAUUGUAGUGAAAAAUUGUUUCUGUUGUUUUUGCACUCUUUCUUUAUUGCCUCAGAAAUCUUUCUUUUUAGAACUUGUACUUUUUAUUUAGAACUUUUAAUAUAUUUUUGUACUGAGCUUCGGAACCUUUCAAUUUCAUUCAAAAUGCUAAAACUUGAUUCAGAUUUAACACAGUGAAAAAACAUAUUGUUUUCCAGGCCGAACAACUUGAAGAGCAAUCCUUGGACUACCCUCUGGACUACGUCAUCAGAGACUUGGCUCAAUGUCCCGAGACGAAAAUCCAACCGGGUCUCGACACGAACGCCGUCCAGCCCCAGGACAUUGCCAUUUACGCCGAGAUGGGCCAACUUUCGUCCUAUUGUCCCAGCAAUCAUACGCUCCUCAGUGCUGGUGAAUUUUGAAAAUUCGAAAAUUUUUUGUAACUUGAAAAAUGGUAUUUUUCUCCAUGUCUGUGUUGAAAGCUGGGUUUGAAAAAGUUAGUUCUUUCUAGUUAUUAAGUUUGAAAAAAAUUUAAUUUAAGAAACCUCGGCAGUUUCGAAAAUUUCAUAAAGAUUGAUAGUAUUUUUGUCUUUAUUUCUCGAAAUUACGGAAUUGUCACCAGGCCGGUUUUAAAAGACUUUCCCCGCCAAAAAUGGUAAAGUUUGAAGAAAAUGUAAAAUUGUGUUCAUAUUUUCUUUUUCUGAUUUUUUUGUUGCAAUUUUCUGCGCUCCGUUCCGAAAGUUCAAAGUUCUUGAAAGGUCUCACCGUGCCGCCUUUCAAUAGCGCCACACCAAUCCGCCUGUUAAUCGUCGGAUGAGCCCAUAAUUUGAACAUAUGGCAGUGCAAAAUGUUUCUGUGUUCGGCCGUUCGUUUUCCUCUCCCCCGAGGGAAAACCAUCUCGAAAUUGCGUUUUCUAAUUCAUUUGAAGAGAAGGGGACACUUCCAAGAACGAGGGCUUCCAAUUUCGGGUCGGAUUUUGUUUGAAUGAUCCCGAGAAAUGAAUGACAAAGAAGAGUAAUUGGUUUUCUGUUUUAAUGCCGAUUUCUGAGCUGGGAGGUCUGAGGUAUUUCAUAAAUUGUCGGAAAAAAACUAAUUUCUGUGUUUUUUUGGGAAAAACAUCAAAAAAUUUAUGAUCCGAUGGCCCUGCGCGCAAGUCGUUUCUGGUCGGUUGCAACCGCUGAGCAGUGAUUGAACGUCAGGCUAUUUCAAGUGUGACCUUUCGACUUUGAAAUUAGUAUAAAUCGAGUUGAAAUUUCAUAAAUUUGAAAUUUUUCUAAAGGAUUUGACAACUUCAAAAUAUUUAAAAUUGAAGGUGUUCAAUUUUUCCUGACAGAGUUUUCUAAAGAAUAUACGUUUUCUCUCAUUUUUUUUUAUUGGAAAGAAUUUUUCGAGUUUUUUGUUUUUUGGGAUGGCUCAUUGCGUAACUCCCGCGGACUCUAAAACGCGCCCGACACGAAACGGCUUGCGCCCGAGGGCAUUGGAAAAAACGCCCAUUAGGCUUACAAACGUGUAAAGCCAUUCCAAGUGCGGCUAGAUGUUUUCAAAACAAGCAACUGAGAAAAAAGAUUUUUUUUGGUGAAUUACCAUUUUUGCUGUCUUUUAUACUCAAAAUAAAAAAUUACGCCUUUUUCGAUUCGAAGCGAGGCAAAAACGUAACACACAUCAAGCCAAUUUCAUGGCAUUUGAGUAAAUAUUUGCCUAAUGUGAAUCUCGACUCCUCACCGAAGUUUUUACCUCUCUCUGAAACCUGAAACCCCAUCGGAAGAGCUGCCAACGCGAAGUUUUGUGAUGGAAAGCCGGUGUUUACAUGGCGUCCGAUUUCGGUACCUCAGUUUACUUACCGUUUUUGCCGGGUUUUGAUUUGAGGGAAAGAAGUAGAGUUUCAAAUGAAUCCAGUAAGAAAGGCUCGGAGUAAAAAAUAAAGGGAGAAGGAUUUUUGAAACUUUAUAGAAAUUCGAUAUUUGAUAAGCUCAGACUUGAAGAACAACUUAAAAAUAUUCUCUCCGAUACUGGGAACAUUUUUAGUGGCCUGUAUAGGGUUUUGAAGUUUGAGUGGCCACUAGAGUAGUCAACUUAGUGGUCACUUAAGGGGUUAAAAAUUAGUGCCCACUGUAGGGGUCUAAAUGCUACUACUAGACCAUUAAAAGUUUUAAUGGCCACUUUAAGGGUCAAUGAAUCAACAUAACUGGUCCAAUCUUUUUGUUUUAAAGUUAUCAGAGUUACUGGGAGGAAUAAUGGAUGAAAAACUACUGAAAUUUCUCAGGAAUCCUCGGCUCCUGCAAGCAACGAUCACACACCAUGAAGCUUCCAUCUCUCCCCAAAAUGCUACAAAUUCGAGGAGCAGAUUUGAAAACGAUCGAUGCCAAUCAUUUGGAGGAUCCUCUGCCUGAUCAGGCAAAGUGGGAAAUCUUCAGGAAAUUCAUAAAUAAUUUUUUCAAUUUCCAGAAGCAUAGCCGAUGAAAUAACCAGAAUACCGGGCUAUGAGGAAAUGUGGAAGAUGAUCGUCAUCACGGCGACUAUUCAGGUGAAUUUCUGUGAUGUAAAACAAACGGAACUCUAGAAAAGGGGUUGAAAUUUGUAGUGAAAAAUUUUUUUUCACGAUUUGAGGGUUUUUAUUUGUCUAGUUUGAAAUCUUAAAUGAAAGAUGUACGAUAAAAAAAUGACUUUUUCUUUUUUUCUAGGGGUACAAAAAAAGUUUAUAAAAUAUGAAAUAAGAUAUUAUCACAGAGGGCUGGCCGAAAAUUUGAAUAAAAAAAUUAAAAAUUUUUUUGUCAGUUGGAUGUCCCUCACUAAAAUUACUUACUUCUAUUCUUUUGAUUUUUCUCUAUUUUUUUGGCAUAUUUUUUUCAGUUAGAAGAUAUUGUUUAUUUUUUUGUAAAUAAUAUAUUCUUCCUAUGGAAUAAUUGUUUUUCCUAUGGUCCACUUCAUACUUUUAGUAGUUCCAGAAAAAAAGUUUUUGAAGAAAAGAGCAGUUUAUCAAAGGUUUUGACAUGAAGAAUCUCCAUUUUUCAUUGUCUUGACUGUGAGGGAUUUUUCGGGAUCUUUCAAAGACAUUUCAGGAAAACCAUAGAGAAUAAUUGAAAUGAAAAGCUGUAUUUUUUUAUGCUCUAUAAUUCGUUCUACCCAAAAAAUAUGCGGGAUUGUAUCGCUUGAAUUUUAAUAAGCUACUUGAAAAUUAGUAGGUUCUGGAAGACUCUGAAAAAAGCCCUCUUACAGGACUGUUUACUAGGAAAAAUCCCCGCCUAUCAAUAUCAUGGAAACCUUGAGAAAAUUCUAUACAAAAAAACUGAACUUGUAGCGAUUUUUUUCUCACCAGCCUCAAAAAAAAGGAAUAAAGUUUUCUUCAUUUUUCAGGACGGCACAGCUUCGGAAACUGGCCAAACGGCGAUAGAAGUUCUGGCGGCGAUCCAAGAACUCGGCCAACUCUUGCCGAAGAAAACUUUUGUCGUCGUCUUGAGAACUUCUGGAAGUGGACUUUGGCGAGAUGCUAGUCACGCUAAUGAGGUCUAACUCGAAGAUUUCUUUGAAACGUGAAAACAUAUCGCUUUAGGCCUGUCGAACCCAGCUUUCCAAGUGGAAGGUGCACAACAAGUUCAACUACAACUCGGUCUGGGACCAGGUCGAGAUCAUCGUCCAGAAGAACUACCUCAGGCCCAACUUUAGCGUCGAGAUUUUGCCCUUGUUCAGAGACGCCGCCCUGAAUAAUCUUCCCAACAUGUGGGUUUUCUUCUUUUUUCGAAAUUUUGAAUCUAAAACAGGUAG
This is a messenger RNA of Caenorhabditis auriculariae, 4362 nucleotides long. The record is from the annotation of a GenBank genome assembly. NCBI's taxonomy places the organism in Eukaryota, Metazoa, Nematoda, Chromadorea, Rhabditida, Rhabditidae.